Andrographis paniculata is the source of this 1043-nucleotide messenger RNA. RefSeq lists its product as uncharacterized. The record is from RefSeq and is a predicted model, not a curated record. The coding region runs from base 215 to 637 and encodes 140 amino acids. Lineage: Eukaryota; Viridiplantae; Streptophyta; Magnoliopsida; Lamiales; Acanthaceae. The transcript is spliced from 4 exons.
CGCUCUCACGCUCCUCCUUUCUGGGCCUGCGUUUUUUAAACUAGCCGUUUUCCCCUGCUGUUUGUCGCUCUUCUUCACCUUCUUCCUUUUUGUAUAUUAUUUUUUUUAAAGGAUUUUGCUUCUUUUCUCGUUGUUACAAGUUCCUUCCUGUUCGAGAGGAGCCACGGAGUUUUUUACAUCUCGUUAAGUCAGGAGAAUCAGGUCUGUAGGUCAAAUGAAUCACUCCGUCGCCGCCGCCGCCGCCGCCGCUGAUAGAUGUGAGAGGGUGGUCUGCCCUAAACCGCGGCGGCUCGGCCUGCCCUUAAGAUGGCACAGCAGCAAUCAACAAGAGGCGUUCGAUUCCAAAGCUGGAAAUGAACUUCUGGACAUCAUCGUCCUGGCAAAGGGCGAAUUUGGAUCUGAAUCCGAACCCGAUCACGUGGCAACAUCGCCCCCAUUUUUUUGCGGGUCGCCACCCGGCCGGGCAUCUAAUCCAUUAAUUCAAGAUUCCCGGUUCAUGGAAGGGAUUCAGACACCAAUCUCGAACCCGAGCCCUUCACCCCGUAAGGGCGGGUGCAACCCGACGGUGAGGGUCGAGGGGUUCGACUGUCUGGACAGGGACCGCGGCCGCGGCUGCAGCAUCCCUGCCCUGGCUUGAUUGAUUCAAACAUCAUCAUUAAUUGGUGAUCAAGAAGAGGGAAUUAAUUUUGAACAUAUUUUGUCCUUAGUGUACAUAUCCAAACAUGUCUGUAAUUAGAGCAAUGGUGUGUGUGUGUACGAUGAUGUUAGUAAUGGAUGAUUUAAGGAAGAAGUACAUUUAGUGAUUUGGAGGUAUGUCUCUGCUUUGUUAAUGGUGUAAGUGCAGAGAUGAGAUGAGAAAUGGGAUGGGUGGGUAGUGUUCACUGUUUUUAUUUUUUUUUAAUUUAAUUUUUUGAGGGUUGUAAGAGAAGUGUGCUUUUCUUUUUUAAUUGUGGGCAUUAAGUGGUGUUCUUGUAGCCCCAAAUCCUCUGUAAAUAUCAAUAGAUCAAAGGUUGUAAUGUGUUAUAAAGUCGUGUUUUUUUGUC